Molecule: messenger RNA, 1080 nt
Organism: Glarea lozoyensis ATCC 20868
Lineage: Eukaryota; Fungi; Ascomycota; Leotiomycetes; Helotiales; Helotiaceae
Product: NAD(P)-binding Rossmann-fold containing protein
Exons: 3
Coding region: 1-1080 (359 amino acids)
Molecular function (GO): NAD binding
Source: RefSeq, a predicted model, not a curated record
AUGAAUCCAAGUCUCAAAGGGCAAAAGUUGCUCGUGAUUCUGCAGUACGCACCCGAUGAAGAUUUCUUAUCACGGGUAAAGACAAAUCACCCUGAUUUAGAAAUCGUAUGGCAUAAUCCAUACACUGCAGGAGGUGGUGGAAACGGUGCCACCGCCAAACCAUUACCCCAAGGCAUUUUCAGCGAUGUGACGAUUUUGUGUACAUGGAAUUUCAUACCAACUCCGGAAGAAGCGCCGAAGCUCAAGUUGGUUCAAUUGACUUCUGCUGGUGCGAAUCAUUGUUAUGAGCAUGACGUUUAUAAGGACAAGGGAAUUGACUUCUGUACUUCGAAUGGCACACAUCCACCCCAGAUUACGGAAUGGGUGUUUGCCACAUUUCUGUCGUUCCAACACAGAAUACCUCGUUUCCUGGACGCUCAAAAAGAAGGCGAAUGGAUACGACCGUCACUUGAUGUUCUAGACUCUGUCGGACAGAGGAUCGGUAUCCUAGGCUACGGAGCAAUAGGACGGCAAUGUGCACGCGUCGGCAAAGCCUUCGGAAUGGACGUAAUUGUCUAUACGAUGCGCGAAAAAACCACGCCUGAAGCCAGGAAAGACGACAGUUAUAACGUCCCCGGCACUGGCGACCCAGGGGGACUUAUCCCUUCAAAAUGGUAUUCCGGCACUUCCGCGGAAAACCUAAAUGAUUUUCUAGCCCAAGACAUCGAUUUAUUGGUUAUCUGUCUCCCACUUACACCAUCAACCACGAAUCUUAUCCAGAAAGAACAAUUCCAGAUUCUUUCCAAGAAGAAAGCGUUCAUCUCGAACAUCGCGAGAGGGCAAAUUAUCAACACCCCGGAUUUCAUUGAGGCGCUUGAAAAGGAUCUAAUUCGAGGUGCAGCGGUCGAUGUCACGGAUCCGGAACCGCUACCAAAAGAUCAUCCGUUGUGGAAGGCGCCGAAUAUUUUCGUUUCGCCGCACGUGAGUUGGCAUUCUAAUAAUCACCGGACGAGGUUGUUGGGGGUGUUGGAAACGAAUCUGGGGAGACUGAGCGGGGGGAAGCCGUUGAUUAAUUUGGUGGAUAAGGAGCAUGGAUUUUGA